Molecule: messenger RNA, 6475 nt
Organism: Eriocheir sinensis (Chinese mitten crab)
Lineage: Eukaryota; Metazoa; Arthropoda; Malacostraca; Decapoda; Varunidae
Gene: Brd8
Product: bromodomain-containing protein 8-like
Exons: 17
Coding region: 116-3307 (1063 amino acids)
Cellular component (GO): NuA4 histone acetyltransferase complex
Molecular function (GO): protein binding
Source: RefSeq, a predicted model, not a curated record
GGACGACAGCCGAGUGCCGACGACGCCACACCUGACACACAGAGCAGCAGAACAAGAGGGUCGUUGAUGCUGCCGUACACAGUGUAUUGACCAGACAGUUAAAAGUUAAGCUGCCAUGGCCGCGUCGAUACAAGAACGAUUGAAGCUGAAGCAGUACCAAGUGGACACAUGGACCACUCGGGAGCAGCUGUGUCUUGCUUCAGCCGUCAUGCGCAGUGGUGACCAGAACUGGGUUGCUGUCAGGAGGAACAUAAAGAUGCUUACCAAUGAGACAAGUCGGCCACCAGACUGGUACUCAACCAAGAACUGUGCCCUCCAGUAUGCCCGCCUCCUGGAGCGUGUUGAUACUCCCAAAAGGAAGAGAGAACGAGGAGAUGGAGGCAAUGAGACCCCGGGUGAAAUUGUUACCAGGAUGUUGAGUAAACAACGUAUAGAAGAGCUGCAGGUGCUGGAGGCAGAGGAACGUGCCACCUACAACCAGUUGCAGAGAGAGAUUCAGCAGUUGGAAGCAGGGAAUCUAGACCAUCAGCUAGACACUUUCUGGGAACAACUUGUCAAGGAGCAAGCAGAGGAGGAGGAGAAGGAGCAGCAGCAGCAGCAAUGGCUGAAGGAACGAGAAGAAAAGAUCACAGCCAUCCAACAAGCACUUAAACAUCAGGGACCAAAAGUGCCUCAGCCGCCUCAUAAGAAGAAGCCCAAGUUGCAAGUGGGGGGUUGUGUCGGGAUGGCAGAGAGCAGGCGCAGCAGUGGGCUCUCAGAGACAUCCUCGGAGGUGGACAGUGCAGCAGAGAGUCCUGACCUGAAUGAAGUUACUUCAGAGAGUCUAGUUAGUAACAAGAGUCAAGAUGAAAGUGGCGGUGGCGAUAGUGAAGUAAGGCCCACCCCUACCUCCCCUCUGCUGUCCUCCCUCCUCAGCAAGUCACCCAUUACAGGUGUUCCUGGGGCAGCCUCCUCCCCACUGGCUCAGCUGGGAAUGGGAAGCAGGACCAUAAGAGGCCUUGGCAUCUCCCCAGUGUCUGAGGCCUUGCAGAACCUGGUGUCCUCAGCUAUUUCAGGCACCAACACAUUUGACAAGGACAAGAUUACCCACACCACCUCUGGCACAGGAACUUCAACCCUUUCUCUUCUGCUGGAUCUUCCCCCUAGCACUCCUGGUGGCCCACUGCCAAGAUUAAGUGACCUACCAGGACCAUCCUAUGAGCAAAAAGAACAGCUGUCUGCUGCUUCUUUGAAUAAAACUGAAAAAAAUAAGGAGAGCUUCUGUGAUAAGGGCUGUGAUGAAAAGGUAUCAGCAGAACAAACAACGCCCUCCAACCCUGAAAACCCCACAAAAAACAUAGCAGUAACUGUAGGUACUCCAGGAGCAGCACAGAAGGAAGCUGAGGGGGAUCCAUCCAUUUCACAACCAGAGGUGAAGAAUGUAGAAGAGAGAGAUGAAGAUAAAAAGGACCCACAAACAUCCCACAUAAAGGAGAAAGAAGAAGAGGAGAAAAGGAAGGAGAGUGGGGAGCAGGAGCAGAAAAUACAAGAGAAAGAAGAGGAGGAGGACAAGGAGGAGGGGGAGGAGGAGGAGGACGAGGAGGAGGACGACAUAGAGGAGGAGGAGAAGGAGGAGGAGGAGGAGGAUAAGAAGAAGAGAAAGAAGAAGAAGAAAAAGAAAAAAGAGGAGGAGGAGGAGGAGAAGGAAAAGGAGGAAGAAAACAAGGAGGAGGAGGAUAAAUUCCAGGAAGCUGAAGAGAAGCCCGAGCAAGAGCAGAAACGUGAACAAAAAAAGGAAGAGAAGCCGGAGCAGGAGCACAUGGAGAUGCAGGAUGGAGUGCCUGUGGAGGUGCAAGGGACAGCCACCAGAGAAAAGACAAAUGAUGAUCUGAACACUACAAAGGAGACAACUGAUGUUAAGAAAACAGAAGACGCAGGUACAGAAGAUGGGAAAAUGAAGAUAGAAGAAAAGGUUCUUGAGGCUGAGAUCAUUAAUGAAGAAAAUGGCAUUGGAAACAAAAAUGAAUUACACUCAUUGUCGAAGUCUUGUAAGGUGGCACCACUAAUUGCAGAGACAGGGCAAGAAGGCUGCAGUAGCACUUGUCUGACAAAAAAGGAAGGUUGCAAGACGGAGCUGGAUUCUGAGGUAACUGAACAACAAGAGAAAGAGGUGAAGAAGGAGGAGGAAGAGGAGAAGGAGCUGAAAGGGAAUGUGGAAGAUAAUCAGGAGAAUGUUGAUGAUGAUGAUAAUGAUGAUGAUGAGGAUGAUGAUGAGGAGGAGGAGGAGGAGAAGGAGGAGGAGGCAGCAACAGUAGCAGCAGUUAGAGAAGAGGAAGAAGAGGAGGAGGAAGAGGAAGAGGAGGAGGAGGAAGAGGAAGAAGUAGCUACAGAACCAGAAGGACAUUUGAAAGGGAACAAAACAGAAGGCAAAAAGGAGGAGGAGGGAGACUCAAGCAGAAAGGCUGAAUGGAAAGAAAAAGGGGAACCUGUUAAGCACAUUAAGACUGAAGAUAAUGCCACAAGUCCUGAGAGUGAAGAGCAGCUCAGGAAGACCAUAAUAAAACAGGAACAAGAGGAUGACCUUCAGGAUGAUCAAGACAGCAAGGAUUGGGUGAGUGAGGAGGAAGGCAGCAUCUUUGGCAGCAGAAAGAGGAAGAUCUCUGGAGGGGAUAUCAUUGGCUCCUCGUCUCCACUAAUUUCAUAUUCAUCACCCAAUUCCCCAGCAUCAACACACUUUGGGGAUGACUCUGAGAAUGAGAGGGCAUAUAGAUCCUGGAAGAAACCAAUCAUGAUCCUCUGGAAUGAAAUUGCAGCUCACAAGUUUGCUUCACUCUUCCUUCGCCCCAUUACUGAUGACCAGGCUCCAGGCUACCACUCCAUAGUCUAUCGACCCAUGGACCUGCAGAAAAUUAAGAAGAAUAUUGAAAAUGGAGUAAUUCGCACCACUUCUGAGUUCCAACGUGACAUUAUGCUCAUGUUCCUUAAUGCCACCAUGUAUAAUACCCAUGACCACAAUGUAUACCACAUGGCUCACCAUAUGAUGAAGGAUGCUGUCUCCACCAUCCAGAGGGUAAUAUGUAAUACAGGAGACAUAAAUGGGACGUGGAGGAACAGUUUGGGGUGCCGUAGUUUGGAGGGAGGUUGCUGCCAUUCCCACAGGCUCUUGGACUUCCUAAACACACAAAUGCUCAUGCAAGCUGAGGAAACGCCUUCGAAAUCCCUUCGUAGAGAGACUCGAGAGUCAUCAGCCAAGAGGAGUGAUGACGACUCUAAGAGGAAAAGAGAGCCAUCAGAUGAGAAGAGUUUGAAGAAGAGGCGCCUUAAUUGAAAAUGGAUGGGUAUGGAAUUUGGCAAUCAAGCAGACUUUUCUACGAAUGUUUUACAUGAUUCAGUAAAGUAGUUCACUGCAUUAUGACAGGUUAAUGAUUAUUAGUAAAAUGAAUGCACUCACUUGCACCCUUUCUGUCUGUGUUUCUUGGCAAAACCUUCCAAAAGACAUUCUUAUUGCCAUUGUAGAUUUGAAAGUCCUAAAGGUUAACUUUCCUCUAAUAACUUUAUUUCCAUCAAUGACAGGUGCAAAACUUGCCACAUCAGCAUUGCAGUGCUUGCCUACAAUUUUGCAACUGGUGAUAUGCAGUGACAAAACUGAUUAACCAACCCACCACUGGCUUGAAAACUUCCCAUGAUUAGCUUUUUAGCAAACUUUUGUACAGCAGACAGUAGCUCUGGGUCUCACACUGAUAUACCAUUUGCCUUCUGUUGCUUGUUUCACAUGUACAAUUUUCCAUUUAAGUCUUUAAGGAUCAAUAAUUUUUACUUUUUCAAAACCACGAUCUCCAUGGCAGUACAAGCACUCCAGCACAUACUUUUAUAGCCAUUUAACUGGUGGAAUUGGAAAUUUGCUGAUCCUCUUCAAAAAGAGCAAACAAAACUCCCUUUUUUCUGACUUUUCUUGUAUUUCUGAUUGUUGUCCAUUUGUAUCUCACUGUUUCUUUCAAACACCUUUUUGAGAUUAGUUUGUGAUUUUUGGCAUGAUGGUGGAGAACAGUGUAAAAUAAAUGACAAAGAAUGUAAGCAUUGAAGAUGCAGUUACAGUACAAUGCAGACUGAACAGAUGUACACAAGCUCAGAAAGUGGUCACUGGAGCGCCUAUAUUGCAAAAUUUAAUCGAAUCACACACCAUUUUGUGGAAUAUUACAAUAAAUUUACCAAAAGAUGAAGGUUCAGUUUAGUGGAAAUUUUUAUUAAGUGGUAAGGGUGGCUAAAAUUAGUGUGCUGACAGUAGUUUACUGAACUUUUGUACUUGGAUCAUGAAUUUGUGAACUUUUAAACUUUGGUUCUUUAUCAUACUGAUUGCCACUUAUUUUAAAAGGAGUAAAGGGUGAUCUCAUCGUCCCCUUAAGGCAAUGGUUUAGGCCCAUCACUUUGUUUGGCAGUUCCUGUCUGCUGCCUUACCUGACAUGUCUUGCUGGAAGUAAAAAUGUAGCAGUGAUUGGUAUGGCACUCUUAUUAGUCAUUAGGUUGCCUGACUGCCAUGUGCUUUGAACACAUAUUGAUAAACGAUAAUUUAGUGUUUCUGACACGUAAACAGAUAGCAAGAGCCUUUUCUAAUUUCUAAAAGGUCCAAAUCUAAUAAGUAAUUAUUUGUUGGUUCAACGAAAAGUUUGUCAUCCUAUUGCUUGUUUGAUUAAUUGGUAAGUUCAGAUGAAAUGUGACAAAUCAUUAAGUUGCAGCUCUCAGUCUGAACCCUUUCCAUCCGUGACACAGACGUCGGCGUCACAGUAUGGAAAGGGUCCAGAGGAAAUGGAAGAGGAUUAAUCCUCUUCUAAACCUCUCAAUCCUCCUCUAAAUUCCUCUUAAUCCUCUUCCAUUUCCUCUUAAGAGGUUUAGAAGAGGAUUAAGAGGAAAUGGAAGAGGAUUAACCCAUAAACUACGGAAUUAAGAUUCGGGAAUAACUCCUGGGUGCGCAAUAAAUGGCAAAACAGUAACCUGGUGGAAAACAAUUUUUAGUAUUACAACACCCAAGAGAGACAUGUUGAGCACCAAAUAGUGCAAAAAAAAAAAAUCACAAUGUGGCAAUGAUGGCGGGAUAAAGGUUGCGGAUAUGAGGCGACCUUGGGAGCGCUGAUAGUGACGGGGUAGAUAGGACGGUGGCAGAGGGAAGAUGACACAUGGCACAGUCACGUCUGAACAUUCUCUUGCCACUAAUUAUUCAUUCCAGUUACAACAAAGAAAAUAUAUCACAGGAAACAUCACUUUGUGAAUUUCGAUAAUCAACCUCUUGCGCAUCAUUAUCAAGAGGCCAGUCAUUAGUCACACCAGCAAUAUUCUUGUCAAAGUUAUGAAUGUCUGGCACAAAAUCUGAUCCAUCAGACCAGACGAAUGGAGUACAUGUUGACUCGCGUCUCUGAGGCUCCUGUUCUCCCUCUGCCUCCCUCUCCUCUCCCACACCAGCUGACACCCCUCCCUCACUCAGUUCAUUAGCUGAGUCUUCUCUUAUACCCCCACUGUCAUUUUCCUCAUCUUUCUGCCACUCUGAAUUAUCGGACAGUGAUGAUGGUGUCAGUGAGUGACUAGGCUAGCUAGUAACUUUCCGCACUGUUGGAGAGGCAGUGUGUCUGUGACCUUGAGCGCCAGAAGCAUGCUCACGCUUGCCAUGCUUCCUCAGACCAGCUGAAUCUGAUGAUUGAAUGCAAUCUGAAUCACUGUCUUUUUCAAAUUUGUAUACUUCAAUCUUUCUCUUUACCAAUACUUUCUUUUUACCGCCUCCCAUGCCUCCCCCUCGGUCACGACCUCAGGAGCUAUAUGAGACUGGUUGGCAUCAGUAGAUGACAUAAUUCUACUCUCCAUGGCUGCUAAAGAGCAACUAAUAUGAUGUUGGUGACUACAUGGUGCGAAAGAGGGAUGAUGUUGCCACACGAGGUUCAUUGGAAUAUACUUUGGCAUCGCGGGAAAUAUAAAUAUUCACCUUGGAACAUGUGUCAUCUUAAGAUGUCUGGCGCAGUCUAACUCAUAGCAUCUUGAGAUGUCUGGUGCAGUUUACGGGUUAAGAGGUUUAGAAGAGGACUAAUGGUGACGCCGUCGGACACCCAUCAGACACCGACGUCGGCAUCACCGGAGUGAAGGGGUUAAAAUAUUCUUUUACUUCUGGGCCUUUUAUGAACACACACAUAUUCCCAUAGUGUCUUCCUCUCUUGAGGGAGUAUGAACAGUUACACAUCAUCUAAUAUGUACUUGUACUGGCCAUGCAGUAUAUCUUUCCACAUAAUCAAAAAUCAUUCCAUCUCUUCCUCACAGAGUCAUCCAUCCAUGUAAGUAAUUAAUGACUUCUGUUUGUGUUGUGUCAGUUCAGUCAUUCUUUAUGCUUGUAAAAAAAUAUUCUAAAAUUUACUAUGCCCUUUUUUUCUGAAAUGAUUGUUUUAAAAAUUACCUGAUUACCUGCUGCAAAAUAUCUGAUGUGUAACAUGUUAAUGAAAGUAAAUUUUUGUAAUUUCAA